Yamadazyma jaroonii is the source of this 1554-nucleotide messenger RNA. Lineage: Eukaryota; Fungi; Ascomycota; Pichiomycetes; Serinales; Debaryomycetaceae. The record is from the annotation of a GenBank genome assembly.
AUGAUACAAUCACAGGUUGAUGUUAAUAAUGUCAUAUUAAAACCGAUGUUUAUCGAUAAAACAAACUUGGUGGAUGACAGUUCUGCUGAUAUAACGGAAGGCAGUUCAAGUUUAUCCCCAGAUUUCAAUUCAACUGCUUUCAAUAACAUCUUAAAGGAUUAUGAUGUUGUGGAUGAUGAUACUAUUUUACAUUAUAGUGAAGAACUUUUGAAUGAACUUAAUGAAUCUUUACAGUUGAAUUCUUCAUUAUCGAUGUUACCAAACUUCAAUAUCAACCCAACAGGGAAAGAACACGGUAAUUAUUUAAUUAUUGAUUUAGGUGGAUCAACUUUAAGAAUAUCUAUCAUUGAAAUUCAACCUGAAUCUAGUAAUAUCAACCGUUCAGAAAGAAUCAACAUCAUCAUUGAAAACAAGUGGAUCAUGGCAAAUAACGAAAAAACCAUUGAUGAUGAGUUUUUCAAAUUCAUUGGUAGUAAAAUGAUCGAAACUAUAAAUCAACAAUCAAAUAUUUCCAUUGAUGAUACCAUUAAUGUUGGUAUUACCUGGUCAUUCCCAUUAAAUCAAACAUCUCAUAAUUCAGGAAAGAUCAAUAAUGUUGGUAAAGGAUGGAUCAUAUCUGAAGAAAUCUAUAAUCAAGACUUGAAAGAUAUCUUAGAAAACUCAUUAUUGAAUAAUUUCAAUUGUAAAAUCAACGUUAAAGUUAUCAUUAAUGAUUCUUUAGCGGUUUACGCUGCUGGCAGGUUUUUGAGUUCGGAUUUAAAAUUAGCAAUGGUUUUAGGUACUGGUUAUAAUAUUUGUUGUUCAUUGAAAACUUCAAAAUUACAUCCUUUGAAGAGUUUAAACUCUGAUGCCAUUUUACUUAAUAGUGAAACUUCCUUAUUUGGUUCAAUGUUAGCACCAUUAUCUAAUGAAUUUGAUCUUGAAAUUGAUGAUAGGUUCUUAAAAGGGAAAUCUUUUAAAGCUUAUAUGGAAUUAGAUGAUAAUACUAAGAUAUUCCAACCUUAUGAGAUUAUGACAAGUGGUAGAUAUUUACCUGAAUUAACCAGAUUAUCAAUAUUGAAGUUAAUGAAGAAUAACGAGAUUUUUUCUGAUUUACUUAUACAUCCAACAAAUAAGAUAUUCACUGUUUAUGAUGGAUUUUCUAGUGAAAUCCUUUGUGUUUUCUCAGAAAACAAUUCAACAUUGAAUGAAAUCAAAGACCAAUUCAUCAAAGAAUUCGGUGAUGAUUUUAAAGAUAUAACUCUUCAUGAUUUAAUGAAAAUUCAACAACUAGUUAACUCCAUAAUCAAAAGAGCUAGUUUUAUUGUUACUAUUUCAAUCAUUUCAUUCAUCAAAUUGUUAAUUGAUCAUAAUAAUGAGACUUUCCCUAAUAAAAAGUUAACUAUAGGUUAUGUGGGAUCUAUCUUGGUGUACUUUAAUAGGUAUAGAAAUAUGAUCUUGGAAAUGAUUAAUGAUUGUGAUUAUAUUAGAAACUUAGGCAUAACAGUGGACUUAAUGUCCAUUGAUGAUAGUUCAAUCGUUGGUGCUGCCAUUGGUGCUGCUUAUUAUACAUAG